AUGAAGAGGUUGAAGGGUGGUGAGCCGUCAAGUGUGAGGAGGUUCAAGUUAUCAUACCUUCUGCUGGGUGCAGCCUUGUUUUAUUUGAUCCUUGUUUUCUUUAAAUUUCCGGAGUUUUUCGAGAGUGCAUCUGUUUUGAGCAGUGAUGAUAGUCAUGGCGGUCUUCAUGGACUCUCCAUUGUUGAUGAAAAGGGUGCAGAGAUGUCCGAAUCAGACAUUAGCUCAGAUGGGUUUCACAGGAUAUUACAGAACAAUGAAAAACAAGGUGGUUCUGUAAACUCUGGAGAUGUAAUUUCUCGAGAGGAGGAGAAUUACCAAAAACAAGAGAUCCCUACAUCGCAGAGGUAUGGUCGAAUAACUGGUGAAAUUUUGAGGCGAAUUAAUAGCACAAAGAAUAUAUCUGUGCUGGACAAGAUGGCUGAGGAGGCUUGGGUCUUAGGGUCCAAGGCAUGGAAUGACGUGAAUAAGUACGACGAGAAAGACAUUGACAUGAGCACGAUACUCGAAGGAAAGCCUGAGUCGUGCCCUUCUUGGGUUUCAAUGAAUGGAGAGGAGUUGGCCAAGAGAGAUUAUAUAAUGUUCCUACCGUGUGGUCUUGCUGCAGGUUCUUCAGUCACAGUAAUUGGGACCCCACACCAUGCCCAUCAGGAGUAUGUUCCACAGCUUGCUAAGCUGAGGGUUGAUGAUGCAUUGGUUAUGGUAUCACAGUUCAUGGUAGAACUACAAGGGCUGAAGGCUGUGAAUGGGGAGGACCCACCAAAGAUUUUGCAUCUGAAUCCUCGGUUAAGAGGUGACUGGAGCCAUCAACAAGUGAUUGAGCAUAAUACUUGUUACAGGAUGCAGUGGGGUACAGCUCAGAGGUGUGAUGGGUUGCCAUCCAAAAGUGACGAUGAUAUGCUGGUGGAUGGGCAAAGGCGGUGUGAUAAAUGGAUGCGUAAUGAUGUCAUAGAUACAAAGGAGUCUAAGAUAUUUUCAUGGUUUGAGCGAUUUAUAGGACGUGCAAAAAAGCCAGAAGUAACCUGGCCAUUUCCCUUUCGAGAAGGCCGGAUGUUUGUUUUAAAUAUACGUGCUGGAGUUGAUGGUUUCCAUAUAAAUGCUGGGGGUCGUCAUAUAACAUCAUUUCCAUACCGAGUGGGUUUUACACUGGAAGACGCAACGGGAUUGGCAAUCAAAGGUGAUGUGGAUGUUCAUUCAGUAUAUGCUACCUCGUUGCCAACCUCUCAUCCAAGUUUCUCACCCCAAAGAGUAUUAGAGUUCUCUGAGAAAUGGAAAUCCCAUUCCCACCCCUUACCCAAAGGGAGUGUUCAGCUCUUUAUUGGAGUUCUUUCUGCUACAAAUCACUUUGCAGAGCGUAUGGCUGUAAGGAAAACGUGGAUGCAAUCUUCAGCUAUUAAAGCCUCCAAAGUAGUUGUUCGGUUUUUCGUUGCACUGAAUCCUAGGAGUGAGGUGAAUGCAAUUUUGAAGAAGGAGGCUGCAUUCUUUGGUGACAUAGAGGUCAUACCGUUCAUGGAUCGUUAUGAGCUAGUAGUCCUCAAAACUGUUGCAAUUUGUGAAUAUGGGGUCCGGAAUGUGAUAGCUGCUUAUGUAAUGAAAUGUGAUGACGACACUUUUAUUAGGGUAGACACUAUCUUAAAAGAUAUUGAAAGUGCUUCUUCUGGGGGGUCGUCGUUGUAUUUGGGCAAUCUAAAUCUCUUGCACCGACCUCUUAGGAGUGGUAAAUGGGCCGUCACUUAUGAGGAAUGGCCAGAGGAAAUUUAUCCUCCGUACGCCAAUGGGCCUGGAUAUGUAAUAUCAUCCGACAUUGCGAAGUUUAUUGUCUCUCAACAGGCAGAUCGUAGUUUACGGCUAUUUAAAAUGGAGGAUGUGAGCAUGGGAAUGUGGGUAGAGCAGUUUAAUAGCACGAAAAAUGCAGUAAAGGAAUUUAAAAGUUUCAAGAUUAUCAACAUUCCUUUGAAAUCUUCUGUGUUGUCAUCUGAUGAGGGUUAUACGGGUAUUGGUAACAAUCUGAAUGGAGGUAUAGUUUUCUCCAAAAGCUAA
Striga hermonthica is the source of this 2037-nucleotide messenger RNA. Lineage: Eukaryota; Viridiplantae; Streptophyta; Magnoliopsida; Lamiales; Orobanchaceae. The record is from the annotation of a GenBank genome assembly.